Messenger RNA from Neoarius graeffei (lesser salmon catfish), 5248 nucleotides. RefSeq names its product carbohydrate (chondroitin 4) sulfotransferase 12a (gene chst12a). Gene Ontology annotation, biological process: proteoglycan biosynthetic process; carbohydrate biosynthetic process. The record is from RefSeq and is a predicted model, not a curated record. Gene Ontology annotation, cellular component: membrane. The transcript has 3 exons. NCBI's taxonomy places the organism in Eukaryota, Metazoa, Chordata, Actinopteri, Siluriformes, Ariidae. Gene Ontology annotation, molecular function: sulfotransferase activity. The coding region runs from base 456 to 1766 and encodes 436 amino acids.
ACAUCAUUCCGGAGACGUCGACGUUUGGGUGGAGGGUGUCGAGUGCUCGUUUCAUAUUUUCCAUUCAGUACCAUCUACAUAAGAAACAUGAACAGGACACGUUUUUGUGACUUCACAAAACACACUCAUCCGCCUAAAGGCCAAUUUAUGCUGACAACGCAGUCCUCGCAGAUGGCGUCUGCGUAGUCCCACUCCCCCCUUCGCAGACGCUCUGCGCGCACCUCCCAAAAAUUGUGACCACCGCAGAAGCCUCGCAGACAGCGUCGCAGACAAGAGGGCUCUGAUUGGUCCACUCUACAUCCGCUGUACACGUUCUUCCGCUUCCCUACUUUCCCGGUUUGGUUUGUUUUCACGACCGCCAUUUUUAAAAACACGAGCGAAGAUGGAGCAGCACGAAGAGCGGUUGAUCGAGGAAGUGAGGAAAUGACUGAUGGUGAUAUGGAGCUUCGGUGAGAAUGGAACUCUUGCUAUCCAAACCAGACAAAAUGGGCAAGACAAGGUUGUUUCGUAUCUUUCUCAUCCUGGGCUCGGUCUUCAUGAUCCUGCUGAUCAUCAUCUACUGGGAUGAUGUUGGAGCCACCCAUUUUUACCUGCACACAACCAUAUCCGGACCUCAUUCUUCCCGCCUCCCACCUGACAGUAAUGCAGCUUCCAAAAACAAACUUGAGGAGGACAAGGAUGGAUCGUUCCUGGCUGACAUUGACGCUUUUGUCAACCAGUUUCUGGAAGGCACAGCCGACCCUACGGAGCAAGUGAGAGCUGAAACGCUGCCUGGUGACACUCGCAACCAGUCCUCAGAAAAACCCGAAGAAAGAUUCAUCCCUAGGCGCGAGUGGAAGAUCCACCUGACCCCGAUCGCCAUAGAGAAGAAGCAAAGGCAGGACAGUAGGAAGCAGCUGAUCCACGAUCUUUGCAGCAGCAACAGCAGCUUUGACUUCCCGGGCAAGAACAGGACAUUCGAUGACAUCCCUAACAAGGAGCUGGACCACUUGAUCGUGGAUGACCGACACGGGAUCAUCUACUGCUACGUUCCCAAGGUGGCAUGCACCAACUGGAAGCGGAUCAUGAUCAUGCUCAGCGAGAGCCUGCUGGUGAAUGGUGCACCGUACCAGGAUCCUCUGGACAUCCCCAUCGAGCUCAUCCACAACAGCAGCGUGCACUUCACCUUCAACAAGUUCUGGAAACGCUACGGCAAGUUUUCUCGUCAUUUGAUGAAAAUCAAACUCAAGAAGUAUACCAAGUUCCUGUUCAUCCGAGACCCUUUUGUUCGUCUCAUCUCGGCCUACCGCAAUAAGUUUGAGCUGGAAAACGAAGACUUCUACAAAAGAUUUGCUGUGAUAAUGCUGAAAAGAUACAGCAACUAUGCUGACCCACCGGCAUCAGUGGUGGAUGCUUUCGCUGCUGGAAUCCGGCCGACUUUUUCAAACUUCAUUCAGUACCUGUUAGAUCCAAACACCGAGAAAGAAAUGCCGUUUAACGAGCACUGGAGGCAGAUGUACCGUUUGUGCCACCCUUGCCAGAUAAAUUAUGACUUUGUGGGAAAACUGGAGACCUUGGACGAAGAUGCUGAGCAUUUGUUGCGGAUCCUGCGGGUGGACAAUAUUGUCCAGUUCCCACCGAGUCAUCACAACAGGACGGUCAGCAGUUGGGAGCAGGACUGGUUUGCCAACAUACCUUAUGAAUCACGCAGACAGUUGUACAAGCUCUACGAGGCUGACUUCAGACUGUUUGGGUAUCCUAAACCCGAGAAUCUUUUAAACGAGUGAAAUUUGUUUCUGGCCAGCAAAGUAUUUUCUAGCUGUGGGUUAUUAUACUGUAAUUCAUUAGGUUACUGAGUAGUUGUUGGGUUUUUUUGGGGUCUUAUUUGCAGUCUUUAUCUUUGUGGGCAUUGCUCUGGUUUGCUUAUUAUGCAGGCAUUAGAAAGGGUUCAUUACAAUGUAAACUGAUAUUACAUCCAGAGUUUUAAAAGUAUACUGUAUACAGAUUGUAUACAAGGCAGCAUGGUGAUGCAAUGGUUAGCACUGUUGCCUCACAGCAAGAAUGUUCCGGGUUUGAACCUCAUGGCUGACGGAUGCCUUUCUGUGUGAAGUUUGCAUGUUCCCCCCGUGUCUGCAUGGGUUUCCUCUGGGUUUCCCAGCCAGUGCAUACUUGGUGUUGGUCCUAAGCCGGGAUAGAUUGGGGAGGGUUGCGUCAGGAAGAGCAUCCGGUGUAAAAACCUGUGCCAAAGCAAAUAUGCGGAUCAUAGAUUGAGAAGGAUUAUCUGCUAUGGUGACUCCUAACUGAAAGAAGAAGACUGUAUACAGAUACUUUUGAUCUUCUGAAAAGUCAGGCCAAGAUGUAGAUUGCAAUUAUUUGAGAAAAUGAAAAAUUGUUUAUUAUUAUUAUUAUUAUUAUUAUGCAUGUAACAAUUCACCCAAUUCACAAUUUGAUUUUCCCAUGGUAUAUAUAUAUUUUUGUUAAUUUAAUGAAGAAAAAUUUAUUACCAAAUAAUGGCACAUUUAUUUUCCUAUUCUUUAUCAACUUAAAUAUUCCUUUUGUUAAAUUAAAAAAAGCUUCAUUUUCUGAAUAACCAACAAUAAUUAUUACCCUGUAUUUGUAAAGGUUGACCGUGAGUUGGCCUAGCGGUUAGCGUGUCUGCCUCUCGACUGGGAGAUCAUGAGUUCUACUCAUGGAUGGGUCAUACCAAAGACCAUCAUAAAAAUGGUACCUACUGCCUUCUGGUGAGACAUGCCACAAUACAGGUGUGAGUAGGGAGUCAAACUCUCAUGGUUACCAGAGGACCAGUCCUCCACUGUAACCCUAGCUAUGUAAUAGGCGAGAGGCCGAGGGCUAUGGAAACGGUGAUCGGCGUCGCCUGAUGUGCCUUGGGCAUGGCAAGAGCUUUGACUUUAUUUGUAAAGGUUGGAGUAAAAUUUAAUAGUAUAGUAACUAAAAUAUUCCUUUUAUUAAAAAUGAAAAGAUUAAUAACAAAUAGGCCUUUUCUUAAUAAACUUUUAUGAACAUUUGUACCUACAUUUUAUUUUCUUUAGCAUUCAGCAUUCUGUAAAAAGAGAGCUCUGAUUUUUUGCUAAAUCUAUUUGUACAGCAAUCACACAACAGCUCUUUACAGUUUAGAUCUGUUUUUUUGUGUUUACGCAGCGUUAGAGCUGUGUUACUUCCGCCUACGGUGAAGUCGUAUGUAUUCCUGCUAUUAUACAUGCCUUUUGCUAUCUAAACAAUGCAGUUACAGCUAGGAAAAAAAACUAAGAUUAUGCAGCCUGAUGAUAAUUGCAAUUCAUUUUUUAUUUCAUUGAUUUCAGUCGUCAUAAAUUUGUAUCGUGCUUUAUCAUCGCAUGAUAUUGUUACCUGCCUAAUAAUAAUAAUAAUGUCUUUUAGUUUUUCCUGUUCUUUUUAUUGUAACUUGUCCUCAAUUAGUCAUUGUGCGUAUUUUUUAUUUUUAUUUUUAAGAAGUAUGCAGCUUGAACAUACUGCUGUGUUCUGCACAUUUAGGGGAGCGCACAGAACAUGUCAAAUAUUUUUGUAUUUUUGUGUGCACGUGUGCGUAAAAGAUAGCGACGCCAAGAGAAGCAGUUAUUUUCUAACUUUUCACUUUCUAAAGGAAAGGAUUCACUGCACUCCUGUAGCACUGCAAGAUUUAAAUGUUUUGUUGGCACUCAUCAAGCAGAGCUUGUGUGUAGACAUCACCUCACCUCAUUUCUUUUCUUUUGUAUUUUUUUUUUACAAAGCAUUUGCAUUUUUAUCACCCACCUCAGGAUGCGUUCACUUUUUCAGACCUCAUUUAAAAUGUAUUGAGUGCAAAUAGAUUUGCAGAGGUUUACUUUAAAAAAAAAAAGCCUGAGCAGUAUUGGUUCUAUUAUUCACUCCACAUAAGGGAUUUCUGUUAUUGCUGUGUAAUGAAACAGAUAGUGAACAACACCUGUUUAUAUGAAUGUUUUUAAUGUUUAACACGCAUCAAAAGUCUUUAAAUCAAGGCAAGUGGUUGACAGAAUGGAGCUCGUGUUCGUUAUCACGGUGUCCUUCCUUUCAUCAUUUGAUUUAAACGUCGGUUCCCCUGGCAGCACGCCGCUGUCGCUUCAUCACUACGUCUGUCUUAUUGUCAGUGUGCCAUAGACGUUAGUAUGUGUGCCUUACAGCCCUUUGUUUUUUAAUUUAAUAAAAGUCCAUCUCUCAAGAGCUGGUCAUGGAUUGUGGACAGGUUUUGCUUGUUCUGGUAGGCUUUAUUCAUUUCGUAACUCUUCCUGGUUUGAGUAUUGUUUUGUCUAAAUGCAGACUUGGAGAAAUCUUAAAGCACAAAUCUUUGUCCAAGUCCCUUUUAAAUAAGUCACUUUAGGCACCUGAUUUGUUCUAGAAUAACGUAAGAUUGCUAAGGGUUUGAUGUGGAAUGUUUUCCGGUUGGCAUCAUGAUGUUUGUAUGUUGCGUUUUGCACAUGGAGUAUGUGGAGUUCUUGUACUGAAUAAGAAGUUGUGCUGUUUCUGAGAAACAGGAAUGUGUUACAGACUUUUGGUGAAAAGGUGUAUAGAGCGCAGGAGCAUUGUGAAGCACAGUGUGAGUCUAGUAGGUCAGAGGAUGAAGUGUGUGUGUGUGUGUGUGUGUGUGUUGCGCUCUUGUUGAAGCCUAAACCACCAUCAGCAGCUGGACUAGAAGAGGCACUGCACUGGGUGCUAGCAGUACCUUUUUUAUGAUAGGAAUUAAAAAGUUUACACAAACAAAAAUAAAUAUGUAUAAUGUACAGGUAUUUUUGUAAAUGAGUCAAAUAUGAGGUUUUUUUUCUUUUUCAUUUGCUAGAUAAAUGAAGGGAAAUGAUUUAAAAGUAUUAAAUUCUGCAUCAUGUCAUUUUAAACAUUUUAUUUCUGGCUGUCUCGGUGAGAUUUGCUGACUUAUUUUUCCAUCCUUUUCCCUGUUCUUAUCUUUUGUAUUGUCAUCAAUUCCCAGAGUUUACAAAAAAACCCAUCAUGUCAAUGCAGUUAAAUGUCUACGCAGUAUUUCCUGAUGUUCUUGUGCCACAGUAUUCACUGAAAUGUUAACUGAUAAAUCAUAGACACGUGCUCUUUCGCUGGCUGAUAUGAGAAUUUUUUUUUUUUUAAUUUAAAAAGAAAAAUUCUGAGAUGAUUCUUCAACAUACCAGGUUUGUGUUUGCAUGUAAUGUGUUCAUUUCAAGAAAUUGCUGUGCUUGUAAUUUAAAAAAAAAAAAAAAGACGAUGUAUAUUUCUUAAUGUUGCAUCAGCUAUAAAACAUUUUUAAGUAGAA